AUGACUCGCCGCAAGAUCGUGAAGGCCGAGAAGAAGGUCUCGCCGCAGCGAGAAGUGCUUGCUAUCAUCGCGGACAAGCAUCGUGUAUUGUUCAGGCACUGUGUCGAAGCCACCAAGGUCGAGUUUAAUUUCGUUACCACGCACCUGCAUCUCACUGCCCAGGCUGCCAAGCUGGAACUCCACCGCAUCAAGAACAUUUUUCUUGGUAAGAAGCCGAAGAAGUAG
This is a messenger RNA of Penicillium paradoxum, 225 nucleotides long. RefSeq lists its product as uncharacterized. NCBI's taxonomy places the organism in Eukaryota, Fungi, Ascomycota, Eurotiomycetes, Eurotiales, Aspergillaceae. The coding region runs from base 1 to 225 and encodes 74 amino acids. The record is from RefSeq and is a predicted model, not a curated record. The transcript is spliced from 2 exons.